UUAUCACAACUCUUCCGAAUUAGAUGCUUCAGAAAUGAGCUGUUCCACGGGCCCUCAACAGGAAUUGCAAAGGUUGAAUUCGAGAACAAGUGGGAAAAGAUUGGGUCGUCUUUAGAGGAAACUGAGAUUUAUGUUGUAUGAAAGAGAAUCAAAGAGGAAAUGGAGGCGCUGAAGAACAAUCCCAUUGAUCACGAUACAAAGCGACGUUCGGAGGAACAAGCCGAAAAAUGGAACAAAGUACAGGAACAACAGAAGAGUAGCCUUCGCCACUGUCUACCGCGCGAAAUACCAGAGGAACUUGUAUUUGGCCGCAACAAACACAUAGAGCGUAUCAAGAAACUGGCUGAGGGUGGGAAAACCCCAGUUGUCCUGAUUACUGGUGGACCUGGAUUUGGAAAGACGACUGUGGCUAAAAGAGUGGCGCAUGAAUUAAAAAAAUCAGAGACAAAGGUAACUGUGCUGUUUUGUAGUUUACAAACGAAGACAGAUUUCAACGAAGUGGUCGUAGGUAUGAUCAACUCGUGUGGUAAAGCCAGCACGCAAGUACGAGAGAAACCGGGACAAUGGUUAACAAACUGGAGCAUACAUGUCCCAAACCAGGUCACGUUUGUUCUUGACAAUGCAGAUGGCGUCCUCGAGUCCAGCGAUCGAGAAUCAUUUAUAAGCAUCUUAUCUGACAUGAGAAUGUUAUCGGUGGAAAAGGUAGGAUUUGUCAUAACUACCAGGAAAACCUUUAAGAAUACGGACUUGCAGCCCCUCGAAGUCAGAUUGGGCCCUUUGUCCGCCGCACAGGCAAAAAAACUCCUUCUUUCGAAGGUGCAAGUAUGUGAAGGUGCCCAGCAGCACCCUUCCAGGGCAGAUUACAUCGCCAAAGAUCUAUGUGGCUGCGUUCCUCAGGCACUUUGCAUUGUUGGAUCCUUGCUAUCAGACUAUCCUGAAGAAACGCUCAUAGAAAGCCUUGAAAAGGAACCAUUAGCGGUUCUAGAGGACGACGAAGGAUCUGUUGAAAAGGCCAUUAAGACUUCGUUUGACCUUUUGAAGAAACCCGAUCAAGAGGUUUUCAUUCUCCUAUCCUUGUUCCAAGGUCCAUUUGAUACAGAUGCAGUCCAAGCUGUGACGAAGGCGCAUUGUUCAACCUCCGGGGCUUUGCCUAUCUCCAUCCUGCGCUCAUUAAAAUACAGAUCUCUUGUGGAGGAGCUCUAUUCGCGCAGAUAUCAGAUGCAUCCGCUCAUUCAGUCAUACGCAAUGAAGAUUGGUCGAGAUAAGUAUGACAAACUUUGGACAAUGGGCAGAAAACUGGCUUGUGUACACUUCAUGUUGCGCCUCGCGAAGAAUGCCGAUAUUUACUGGAGUAAGGACACCUGCAAGGCUUCCCUUGUAUCAUUUCAAGAUGAGAAGGACAAUUUCGAACAUUUUCUUCAAAUUUAUGCUCAAGCUAGGGAAGAAAAAGAUCCAGAGAUCAUGAAAGACUGUGAGCCCUUUCUGGACAGUUUUCCUUACAAAUGCAUGUAUCUGGAGAGAUGUCUUCAUCCAAGAUUCUACACUGAGAUCCUUGAAAGAUUAUUGGAAACUUUUGACUCUGCAAGCCAACCAGUGUAUGUAGUAGAUCUUUUGUGUCUUCUUGGUAAUGAAUAUAGGAAGAAAAAAGAAAAAGAAGGAAAGAAAAAGUACGAAGAGGUCAUGGUUGAAGCCAAAAAAAUUCAUUUGAGGAAUCCUGCUGCGUUUGAGUCGAAACCGUUAUCAGAACUCCAUUUUCACAACAGCAAUGCCCGCUUCCUUAAAGGGAACGAACAGAAAGAAGAGGAGUGUACAAAGGCUUUGAAAAUAUGCACAGAAAAAUAUGAACAGCUUCAUGAUCACCCGGAAACAGCAGCGACCCUCAUCUUUUCAGGAAUUGUUUCAAAGCUCUGUAAGAAGUUCGAAGAAGCCAUAGAUCGGUCUAAAAAAGCGUUGGAACUCUUUCAAACAAAACUUGGGAACCACUAUAUGACUGCUCUAACCCUGAAGAUUACCGGAGACCUUUACGUGUCUCUUGAUGAAAAGUACGAAGUCGACGGCCUUGAGUGUUAUAAAGCUGCUUUGAAAAUGUUCGAUGACCUAGGAAUGGAUGAAAACAAAGAAAGCAUCUUGGUGCGAAAGAAUCUUGGAACUUGUCACAUGAAAAGUGGGAACUUUGACGAGGCAAUGAAGCUAUUCUCGGAAGCAGAGCAAAUUGCCAAACGAGAAUUAGAAGAGGAACAUCAUUGGAAGGUCCUUGUUAAGACUUCGUUGGCCCUCUUGCUUGAGAAGAUGAAUAACGUAGAGGGGGCGAUAGACAAGAUGCACAAGGGACUGGAGAUGGGCAAAAGCAUGAAUCUACCCGUGAACAUGAUGGGAGGAGAAGAGAUGAUUAAAUUUCUCAACCGGUAUCCAGGGAAGUUCCCCGAGACUGAACUCCCAAGUAAGUAA
Molecule: messenger RNA, 2448 nt
Organism: Pocillopora meandrina
Lineage: Eukaryota; Metazoa; Cnidaria; Anthozoa; Scleractinia; Pocilloporidae
Source: the annotation of a GenBank genome assembly